UUUAUUUUGUGACGUAAUUGUAAAAUUAUGUCGAAUAAAUGUUAGCGGUUAGUAAAGUCGAGAAUGUAAUUUUAUUGUGAAUAAUUUGCUUUAUCAUUAAACUUUUUUUUCUCUUCUUAAGAAUGAUAAUUCUUUUCAAUCAUUGUGACCAACAUCAAGUAGGAAUUUCCCAAGUCAAUAAUUUGAUAAUGGGGGCUAUUUUGACAUAACUAAUUAAUAUUGUUUUGUAAAUAAUCGUAGUAAAAUUUCUUAAAAUUGUUAUAUUUAUUAAGUAUUACAAUAACUAAGACAAUUUAGGUGCAAUAUUAGUGUCACGUGGUUUGCGCAGUCAUAUCUUCGUGGUGCUUCAAGUAUUUUUACUCAGCAAAUGCCAAUUACUAACUGCCAGUUUAAUGUGUAUUUUUUUUAUUUGAAGUGAUAUAUCAUAUUUAGUCUAACAACAAUGGCUCUUUUAAAUUUAGGGGAGGAUCCUUGGUUGGUUGAAUAUGAGUCUUGUGAGAAAUUAUACAGAGAUAUCAUGGAACAGCUAAUGCAGCGUCAGAAGCUUUCCAGAACCAGUGAUAAAUAUUCACAUCUAUCUGCAACAAUUCGCUUGAGACUAAAACAAUACAAUAAUGAAGUGGGACAAUUAAAGCAAAAAUUAGACAUAACAACGAGAAGUGACUCUAUAACCGCUGCUGAAUCUGAAAGAAGAACAAGACAAUUAGAAAUAUUACAUUCAAAUUCCAUAAAAAUGCAAAAUUUAUUUCAAAAUCAGGCGUCAAGUAAAGCGCAAGAAGAUAGAAUAAGACUUAUGGGAGAUGCUGGGGCUUCUGCUUGGGGAGAUAGUCAAACUCGUGAUGAAUUAUCUAAUUAUUCAGCUGAUCAGUUGAAAACGGAUCAAAAACGAAUGCUGGAUGAACAAGAACAAGGUCUUGAUAAUUUGGCGCAAAUAAUAUCACGUCAAAAAAAUAUCGCGCAUACAAUUUCAAAUGAAGUUGACUUACAUAAUGAAAUACUAGAUGAUUUGGGGACCCACAUUGAUAGAACCGAUAACAGAGUUAGGACUGAAACUCAACAUAUUUCAGUCGUUGAAGCCAAAGAUAAAACUUGCAUUUAUUGGGUUGUCAUUAUUUUAUUAUUUAUAAGUAUAAUCGCAGUUGCAGCAAUUUGACGCUUGAAUACAUUUUAUAACCAGUUUUACUUACAAUGUGAUUUAUAUUUUAUUAAACAAAUACAUAUUCUAGAAUGUAUCAGUUUAGAUUAAAACAGAAUUUAUACAACA
Molecule: messenger RNA, 1264 nt
Organism: Tribolium madens (black flour beetle)
Lineage: Eukaryota; Metazoa; Arthropoda; Insecta; Coleoptera; Tenebrionidae
Product: syntaxin-8
Exons: 5
Coding region: 443-1153 (236 amino acids)
Biological process (GO): vesicle fusion; intracellular protein transport
Cellular component (GO): endomembrane system; SNARE complex
Molecular function (GO): SNAP receptor activity; SNARE binding
Source: RefSeq, a predicted model, not a curated record